UUAAAUUUUUAAAUAAAGUUACUUAUAAUCCCAUAUUAAUUGCAAUUAAGACCUGUAUUUAAUUGAUUCAAAACAAUGCAACCAAUAAGUGAUGAGUUGAACGCAAAACUAUGCAAACAAUUAGAGUAUUACUUCUCGGACUAUAAUCUACACACAAAUGCUUUUAUCAAAGAUCUCAUAACUAAAGACAAUGGAUGGAUCCGUUUCGAGACACUAAACACAUUCAAUCGACUGAAACAAUUGGUGGACAAUAAUAGCCAUGAACUGCAUGAAUGGUUCAAAAACCUAACCUUUAAUUCAGACUUAAUUGAAGUGAAUGUGUCGGAUGAGAAGGUCCGGCGCCGACCGGACAGACCCCUACCGCCCAUUGACGAGGCACUGAAGGAAUACAACGAACGGACUGUCCAUUUGGAUGGCUUUCCAGUGGGCAGUGCUUACGAAGAUCUGAUGCAAUGGUUGCAAACGUACGGAAGCGUUGAAUACAUGGAAAUGAGAUACAAGAAGACGAAGACCGGACAGGCGUUUAAGGGCUGUCUGUUUUGCACCUAC
Oppiella nova is the source of this 549-nucleotide messenger RNA. NCBI's taxonomy places the organism in Eukaryota, Metazoa, Arthropoda, Arachnida, Sarcoptiformes, Oppiidae. The record is from the annotation of a GenBank genome assembly.